UGACACCGCAUCUAGCCGGCGGUCAAAGUUUUGCAUUGCUUGACAAACAAAAAUGUUGUUAUUUGGACGUUGAAUUCAGUCACCAGUGACGUUUAGAAGAUAAAGGACAGUUGGUUCUGAUUUGUGAUCUCACUCCAUCUUGGUUGAGCAAUCAUCGUUGAGAACACAACCUCUGUAUAAAUUCCGAUUACCUCCAGGAUCGCAAAAGAAGAGGUGAAAGAAGUACUCCUGUAACUCAGACCGCUCAUCGAAGCCUCAAUAGGAUUGCCAACGAGAUUACUUGGUACAGGUGGGACAUCAGGCUGAAGGAGUAUCACCACUCCAGUUGCCCUUCACUUCAACCUCACCUUUGCCUCUUGGUUAUCUUCCCUACCGGCACCUACCUUUGACUUCAAUCAACCAUGUCUCCCAAGCACAAGCCACACUGGGAACAGAAGCAGGCAUCAUACGCGAACAUCGACGUCGGGAAUUUGAUACCUUGCUUCGUCUGCAACGUCAAAUGCUUCAAAGCAAGAUACUCUCAAACUCAGCUGUCGAGAUAUCAAGAAGCACUUGUGAAAGAACUUCACGGCGGCCCCAAAGCCCCGCUUCCCCGUUGCAGGAAUUGCACACCAGAGUCCAAUGCCGAGCUGUAUUGCGUCGGCUGUCGAGUGAGCAAGGAUUUGAGCUUCUUCUCCAAACAGCAGCGAAAGAAACCCGAUGACGCGAGAUGCCACAACUGUCAGCAAGAGGUCGAAGAUCGCGUGCCUUCGCUCGACGCCGCCCUGGAGGAGGAACGCAUCAGAGACGAUGAGAUCCGUGGCAAGCUCAUGUCCGGCUCUGUGAUCUCGAGCAUUGCUGGCUCCGUCCUCGGCUCCCAAUCUCAGUCGCAAGGGCAGCCGUCUAGCACCAGCGGAAUCUUCAUGCCUAACGACCGAGACUCUGCCUGGGGAGGUGAAAGAGUCUCUGACCACCCAGCGUCGCCCACCGGGACUGAGGUUUCUAGCGCUCGCAGCACAACCAGCCACGGCAACUCCACCUAUGCCCGUUCGGGUUCGAAGAACAGCUUCGCCAAUGUAACUGCAUACAAUGCACCAGCGAAAGCACGAGUUAUGUACCAGCUUGAACGUGAGGAGAGACAGAGGCAGGAAGCUCAGAUGGGUAACAGAUAUGAUGAGUCUGAUGAUGACGGCGAGUGGGAAAUGUGACUGAUUCGGUUCAUCGAACAUUAUCGCAGUCGCGAGGAAGGCGCUGGCUUAUCGCAAGACGC
Messenger RNA from Cladophialophora immunda, 1249 nucleotides. RefSeq lists its product as uncharacterized. The record is from RefSeq and is a predicted model, not a curated record. The transcript is spliced from 4 exons. Bases 402 to 1187 code for a protein of 261 amino acids. NCBI's taxonomy places the organism in Eukaryota, Fungi, Ascomycota, Eurotiomycetes, Chaetothyriales, Herpotrichiellaceae.